AUGGACAACGAUGACGAUAAGUUCCAUCACUUCUUUUUCCUGUUUGUUUGCCAAAACCGUUUAGAAUUUCCAGUACCUACAAGAUACUUCGGGAAUUGCUUAAAACCGGGAGUUGUCGACAUAAAGAAAAGCGAGCUAAUAGGAGAAAACGGUGUCGUUUUGGCCGCAAAAGCAAUCGGAAAAAGGAUAAAAGAAAUGGAGAGAAGUGGUUUGAGAGGGCAACAACAUUGGCAACAGGCUAUCAUGGAACGGAUUAAAACAGGGCGUCUUACUACGGCUGCAGGGUCGCCGAAACUACAAGUUUACGAUACCGAUUUCGGGUGGGGAAGAUCGUGCAAGGUGGAACUGACGCAUAUCGAGAAUGACGGAGCGAUAGCGUUGGCUGAGUACAUCAAUGAGCAAGGCGAAAUCGAGGUGGGGAUUGCUUUGGAUUAUGAACACAUGGAUGAAUUCGUUUCUAUUUUUGAACAAAGCUUGAAGCUCCUUAAUGUUUAG
Messenger RNA from Hibiscus syriacus, 495 nucleotides. Its product is annotated as coumaroyl-CoA:anthocyanidin 3-O-glucoside-6''-O-coumaroyltransferase 1-like. NCBI's taxonomy places the organism in Eukaryota, Viridiplantae, Streptophyta, Magnoliopsida, Malvales, Malvaceae. The coding region runs from base 1 to 495 and encodes 164 amino acids. The transcript has a single exon. The record is from RefSeq and is a predicted model, not a curated record.